Messenger RNA from Micromonas commoda, 2121 nucleotides. RefSeq lists its product with no specific name. Bases 1 to 2121 code for a protein of 706 amino acids. NCBI's taxonomy places the organism in Eukaryota, Viridiplantae, Chlorophyta, Mamiellophyceae, Mamiellales, Mamiellaceae. The transcript has 3 exons. The record is from RefSeq and is a predicted model, not a curated record.
AUGGCGAUCAAGGACAGGCCCGGUCAACCGAAGAGGGACAUGAAACCGCACCCGCUGUUGACCAAGCUCAUGCGCGAGCGUCUGCGCGAGCACAGCGCUCACCUCGAGCAGCAGCACGCGGAGUUCGGGCCGGAGACGAGCGACGCCUCCCUCGGCGCCGCGGAUCGCACCGUCGAUUCCGACGCCGUCUCCACCCCGGGGUCGCACUUCGCGAGGGACAAGUCCCCGUCGCAGCGCCGCGUCAGCGCCGUGCUCAAGGUGGAGAAGGACAAGAGCGGCGCCACGACCACCGCGGAGUCCUCCGCCCCGGGCAGCAGCCGAAGCAGGUCCCCGGGCAGCGGCGGCAGGCCGAACGUCCCGAGGACCGAUCGACCCACGAGCUCGUUUGCGUCGUCGGGGCGAAAAUCCCCGUCGCACCGAUCCGCGAAACUGGGAUCCGCCAAGAAGUCCGGGUCCAUACCCGCGUUCCUGUCCUUCUCGUUCGGGUGGGGGGGCAAGAACAAGGAGGACUCGCCGGAGAUGCCCAAGAAACGCGCGCCGAAGCUGUCGGAGAAGGAGGCUGACGCGCUCUACACCCGACUGUACAACGAGAAGAAGCUCACACCGGAACGGGACCCCGAGGAGACUUUCAAGCCGAAGAUCUCCAAGAAGUCCCUCGCCAUCGGCGCGAGGGUCCACGCCAGGGAGAGCGGGCGCAUGGACCGCGUGGAGUACCUCGUGAAGAAGGGGACGACGGAACUUCGCGAUCGCAAGCACGAGAACGGUUUGCACAUGGACCCCGAUCGAUCGGCUGGGGACGUUCGCACCGUCCCGCCCAACGAGUGGUUCAUGGACUCGUUCGGGCGGCUGUCCAAGACUGGCGACAGGUACGUCAGGUCGAUUCGCAAGGCGGAGGACGAUAAGAUCGCGGAGGGGUGCACGUUCAAGCCGACGCUCUCGAAAGCCACGCAGGAGCUCGUCAAGAACACCCCGUACUUGCAGCACACCAACUUUUACGAUCGCGGGCUGGAGUGGGCGGAGCGGAAGAAGCGCGCGAUCGCCGCGCAGGCCAAGGCGAGGGAGGACGAGGAGGAGCGCGAGUGCACGUUCCGGCCGCGAACCGCGGGCGACGCCCCCGCGUUCGUUCGACGAAUCGCGGCGAAGAAGCGAGCGGAGAAGAUGGCGCUCGCGGGUGUCGACGCCGACAAUGAGGUCGACCUCCUCGACGGCGUCGGCGGCGCCAUCGCCUCCGCCACGUCGCGCUCCAAGGGGUGGCUGCCCCCGACGCAGCGGCCGAAGAAGUGGGAGGAGACGCUCGGCGUCGGGUACGAUCCGAACGAGCCGACGGGGGCGGUGACUGGUCGGGCGAUGAUGCUCGGAGGCGCGACCCCGGGGGGCGCGUGGGAGACUCCGGGCGGCGACGGCGGCGCCGUCGUCGAGGUUGGCGCCGAGGUUCGCGUGGUGAACGGGAUCGUGCUUCCCCACGCCCCCGCGGACCACCCCGGAGCUCGGUCCACUCGCAAGAGCGGGCACGUUCCGCUGCACUCGGCGGCUUCGCACUAUCGACGCAGGGACGAGGGAGUCAACGAGGUGGACAAGCUGGAGGACGAGAAGCUUCAGAGCCCAGAUAUCGUCGACGACGUCGGCGGGGUGUCGCCCGACUACUUCGAGAAGCUGCACCUCGAGCGCGUGCAGAAGGCGCGCAUCCAGGAGCAGGAGAAGAUCGCCCGGCUCUACAGGCACGACGGAAAGAAUUGGGAGAAUAGAGUCACCAAGCCCAAGCCGUUUAGCUUCAACAAACGCGGCGAAGGCGACAGGUUCAAGGCGCUUCGCAGGCCGGUGAGCGCCAGGUUGCCCGGCAGCUCGCUCACCGCCAGCGUGAGCUCGCUCAAAAACGCGGUGUACAGGGACGCGGACGAGGACCCGCCGGGAUUCGAGGCGUAUUACGACGCCGUCGGCGCGCGGCGAGGUCCGCCGGGGUGGAGCAAAGGCCCGACCGGGACCGGGACCGGCGCGGCGACGAGCGGCGACGAGGACGAGUCCCAGGAGGAGUUCUUCGACGCGCCCGCGGGGAUGGAAGGGGGACGGGGUCGGAUGCGGGAGAGGCACAACGACGCGGGGUGGGGAUCGUACGAUUACUGA